GGCUGCUGCCUCCCCGCAGGAGCUAUCUUGUCCCUCACAUCUCCGACACAUAAAUCUAUUCCUAAUUCUCACCUCAAGAGCUCUGCAUUUCUCACCCCCCCAAUCCAUUUACCCACCAAAUUCUCAAUACUCCCGCUCUCAUCAAUUCAUUAAUCACCAGACAAGCGAGGACAGCACGUCCUCGUCCGUCAACCCCUCAUCGCCACAAUGUCCACCUACGAAGUCGAACACAAUCUCUCAACAGACCCCUCAGCCCCGUCUACCCAAUCUACAACUCGCCGCCGUCGCCCCGACCUCUCUACCUUCUUCGCAACCCUCUCCGAAAUCUCUCCGGAUGAGGCCCGCCACCGUCCCCAUGCCGUCCCAGUACCCGGCGACAUCAGCGCGGCAUUCUACUCACUCGCCGAAGCCCUGAAUAUCAUGCGACGCGAGGGAGGCGCAGACGAGUCCGCGGGGCCCGUUGACCCCGACGCGCAGAGCAUCCCCAUGCUCAAUCCCGACGGCACGCCGAUUCGAGUGCACGGCGAAGAUCUCCUGGCGCAGAUGAUCCAGACGCUGUUGCAGGAUGCGGAGACACCGCCAACAGAGGUGGAGGGUGCUAGUGAGGAGUUUUGCGACAUGCUCGAUCGUGUCCCGCGCUCCUCGCUGAAACCGUCUCAGUCGUGUCCCAUUUGCAGUAACCCGUUUCUGGAAGACAAGUACCCGCUUGUUGUGCGGUUACCCUGUCACCCGACGCAUCUGUUUGAUCUGGAGUGUGUAAGGCCUUGGUUGAGACUAAGAGGGACGUGUCCGCUCGAUCGGACGGAUUUCGCGAAGCAGGAGAGGGAUAGGAUUGAGGAGAGGAAGAAGAUAGCGGAACAGGAUGACGAGGAGGAGUGGGAUGGGAUGUAUGGUUGAUUUGUGACUAGUUAAUGACGAGGGGUUUGGAGUAUGGCUGUUGUUACGAGGCUACUUGGCGUGGUUUGCAUAGUGCGUUACCAGGAGUAUCUUUCUUGCAUAUCAAAUGCAUAUGGAAUAUGUACAGAUUGACAUAGCUUCUUUAUUUUUUUUUUUUCUUACUCGGCCAUCAUAUUUCCUGUAUUUCCCGGUCAUGGACUGGCUGCUCGUCGCGUGGGCGAAGUGCCAGCUUGCCGGUUUUGUCGAUGACAGCUUCAAGUCCUCGCUGCUCCAGCAUUCCACCGUCGUCCCGAACCUCGCGAGCUUCCAAAUCUUCGAUGAGCUUCUGGUUUUCGCGGUUCCCUUCAAGGAGAAACUUAAGACACAUCACGGCAUGCUCCUUGAUAUACGGGUUAUGCGCAUCAAAAUUGGUGCAAGAAAGAAUAGUCUCGAC
Aspergillus versicolor CBS 583.65 is the source of this 1330-nucleotide messenger RNA. RefSeq lists its product as uncharacterized. The coding region runs from base 208 to 897 and encodes 229 amino acids. The record is from RefSeq and is a predicted model, not a curated record. Lineage: Eukaryota; Fungi; Ascomycota; Eurotiomycetes; Eurotiales; Aspergillaceae. The transcript is spliced from 3 exons.